AAAGUAGCUCAGCUUGAAUUACAUUUCUCCAUCACUCUCAUCCUUGUUUGGAUUUUCCCGUCAGGUUCGGUGGAUCAGUUUGUGCUUGCAGGUGUGAAGGCAACUUGCCAUCCUUUUCCGCGAACUCCUUUUCUUCUUAAUCUAAGCUAGCUGCAGGUGGUUGGAGCCCAGGGGUGAUGCUGUGUCCUCUCUCCCUUUCACACACACACACACACACCAGCCUCCUUUGCAGCCAUGGCAACCYGCGCUCCGCCGCACCUGAAGUGAUGAGGAGGGAAGGUAAAGGGCUGUUCCCGCGCUGAACUCUCAGGCGCUGGAAAGUACGAUGGAUGAGGCUGAGGACGGCGAGGAGGAGCCCAAAUUCCUGCAGCCUCCCCCAGCAGCCAGCUGGACCAGAUGCGAAGACCCCUGGAGUGAGGAUGAGGAUGAUGUUGAUGGGAGCGGCAGGGGCAUCAGGAUGAAGGGCUUUUUUACGCUCGGAGGCGGAGCCGCGUCCACUGUGCGCAAAAACUACACCAGCGAGCUCCGGCUGUUUCCGGGCGAGGGCUGCGCGCCUCUGUUGAGCCCGAGGGAUGCGGCAGCGGAGUCGGACCACCGGAGCAGAGGGGGCACAGCUUCGCAGGGACCCGGCGGAAUGAUCUGCAACAAGAACGGAGACUGCAGGAGGGACCCGACCAGCUCCGGGAGCCUGUCUUCCCUCAUCUCCAGGCAGGAGAAGCAGGCGGAUGGAGCCGCGGCUGCGGGCGGCGGGGACACCCCUGUCCGAUCGCCGGGGUCCCUGACUCAGGGGUCCGGGAGCGAAGUGAAGCCCGGCGCAGCCAUGGAGAAGAAGGACUCCAGAGUUUCCUUCUCCAACGCCCCGGCAGCCAAGGGCCAGCUGUCGGGUCCCCAGUCCAGAAACUCGGUGACUUUCAGCAAAGCGGAGGACGGCUCUCAGAUCGUCCCGGACGAUGAGGACCCCAGGGGGAACCAGACCUACAUGCAGCGGCAGUUCAGCUCCAUGCUGCAGCCGGGAGUUAACAAGUUCUCCCUGCGGAUGUUCGGCAGCCAGAAGGCGGUGGAGAAGGAGCAGGAGCGCGUCAAGUCCGCGGGGAACUGGAUCAUCCACCCGUACAGCGACUUCAGGUUCUACUGGGACUUCACCAUGCUGAUGUUCAUGGUUGGCAACCUGAUCAUCAUCCCUGUCGGCAUCACCUUCUUCAAGGAUGAAACCACCACACCCUGGAUCAUCUUCAACGUGGUCUCCGACACAUUCUUCCUCAUGGACUUGGUGCUCAACUUCAGGACGGGCAUCGUGUUCGAGGACAACACCGAGAUCAUCCUCGACCCCAAGAAAAUCAAGAGGAAGUACCUGAAGAGUUGGUUUGUGGUGGACUUUGUCUCCUCCAUACCCGUGGAUUAUAUCUUCCUCAUCGUGGAGAAAGGGAUCGACUCRGAGGUGUACAAAACGGCUCGGGCACUUCGCAUCGUUCGCUUCACCAAGAUCCUCAGUCUGCUGCGCCUUCUGAGGCUGUCCAGGCUGAUCCGGUACAUCCACCAGUGGGAGGAGUACAAACAAGUGGAGCAGUACAUGUCGUUCCACAAACUCCCCGCCGACUUCCGGCAGAAAAUCCAUGACUACUAUGAGCACCGAUACCAGGGCAAGAUGUUUGAUGAGGAGAGCAUCCUGGAAGAGCURAAUGAGCCUCUGCGCGAGGAAAUUGUCAACUUCAACUGCCGUAAGCUGGUGGCCUCCAUGCCGCUGUUUGCCAACGCUGAUCCCAACUUUGUGACAGCCAUGCUGACCAAACUCCGAUUCGAAGUCUUCCAGCCCWUAGACUACAUCAUCAGAGAGGGCACCAUCGGCAAGAAGAUGUACUUCAUUCAGCACGGGGUGGUGAGCGUCCUGACCAAAGGCAGCAUCGGCAUGAAGCUGAUGGACGGGUCCUACUUUGGAGAGAUCUGUCUGCUGACCCGCGGCAGGCGCACAGCCAGUGUGCGAGCGGACACCUACUGCCGCCUGUACUCGCUCUCUGUGGACAAUUUCAACGAGGUGUUGGAGGAGUACCCCAUGAUGAGACGGGCCUUCGAGACGGUUGCCAUCGACAGGCUGGACAGGAUAGGCAAGAAGAACUCAAUUCUGAUGCACAAAGUUCAGCACGACCUUAAUUCUGGUGUUUUCAACAAUCAUGAGAAUGAGAUGAUCCAGGAAAUUGUCAAAUACGAUCGGGAGAUGGUUCAGCAGGUGGACGCGCCGCGGCCGAGGGCCAUGUCCAUGUCAUCUGCUCUCCCCGGUGGGAUCUUUUCUCCUCCAGCUUCUUCCACUCAAGACUCUGCGAUCGCCACUCUGCAGCAGGCUGUGGCCAUGAACUUUUGUGCCCCCAUGCAGGGGAACUCAAUGGGGACGGGGAUGCUGCAAUCUCCAAGGAUGGUGAGAAGGUUCCAGGUGAUGCAGAGUGUAUCCAGCCCCGUCUCUGCCUCUCCUCUACAGUCCCAGCUCCUUGCUUCCAGUGCCUUUGUUCCAGUCUUGGCCAGCCCCCCUGUCCAGAGCCCACUGGUAGCUGGAGGACGAUCAUUCCAGUAUGGAUCCAGCGCCCUGGCUGGCCCCAUCUCAGGCUCCCAGCUCUCCCUAGURCAGCAGCACAUAGCCAGCCCCGCACAUCGGCCCAGUACACACAAGAGCACCCAUUCUUUGCAGCUGGGCAGCCUGAGCCAAGACGUCAGGGCACUGUCAGCCUCCCAGCCUUCACUGCCUCACGACGGGACACAGCCAGGUGUCCCCAGUCCACCCCAGUCSACACGAGUUUCCUCCACUUCCAUUGGACCUCCUCAGACCCCGUUAGGUCCCACGGGCGUUCGGAGCGCUAUUCCGCACAGGGUGGUUCUCUCCCACCAAAUGUCAGCCGGGGCGUUUCCUGUAGCAUCUCUGCCUGGUUCUGUACAUGGUUACACASCCGGCGCAGGACUGGCAGUCGGGGGGUUGGGUCAAGGGGACAUGGGACCACCUAAGAAGGACUCCAUAGUGAGCCUUCCUGAGACAGAACACAUCAAAGUCCGAGCCCGGCUAUCGUCAAACUUGUGAUCUUUAAYCAAACUGUGCUGGGUGAGGGACUCGGUGCAGGGACUUGUUCCUCUGCUCCUAUUUUCCCCAGUCUGACUAUCUGAAUGUAUGAARUGUGACGAGCAGGAAGACUCUGAGACCAGACCGGCUGAACCUCCACUAUGAGGUGUUUUAUCCUCACAGACGUAGUUGCACAAGUAUGUAGUGAAGUAGCUCCUUUCACAUGGUCAACAACAUAUGAUUUACUUUUCUCUCAUUUACCUCAUUUAAUGCAGACUUGGGUUCAGAGGAGACAAAAAGAUAUUCAGGGACCUGCUGCAGAAAUCUGAGAUUGGAACAUUUUUMUGUGUGUUUUAAGUUUUGUUUUCAUGAAGCUCUAGCUGCUACAAAGGAUCUUUUUUAAUCAGUCCAAUAACUAUAUGGGUAAGCACAAAAUAAAAAGGGAUGAUGUAAUUUUGA
Molecule: messenger RNA, 3499 nt
Organism: Austrofundulus limnaeus
Lineage: Eukaryota; Metazoa; Chordata; Actinopteri; Cyprinodontiformes; Rivulidae
Gene: hcn2b
Product: hyperpolarization activated cyclic nucleotide-gated potassium channel 2b
Biological process (GO): sodium ion transmembrane transport; regulation of membrane depolarization; potassium ion transmembrane transport
Cellular component (GO): HCN channel complex; membrane; axon
Molecular function (GO): voltage-gated potassium channel activity
Source: RefSeq, a predicted model, not a curated record